Dromaius novaehollandiae (emu) is the source of this 6214-nucleotide messenger RNA. It is a transcript of the gene UMODL1, whose product is annotated as uromodulin like 1. Gene Ontology annotation, molecular function: calcium ion binding; protein binding. Gene Ontology annotation, cellular component: cell surface. The transcript is spliced from 19 exons. The record is from RefSeq and is a predicted model, not a curated record. Lineage: Eukaryota; Metazoa; Chordata; Aves; Casuariiformes; Dromaiidae. The coding region runs from base 22 to 3756 and encodes 1244 amino acids.
AUAUUCUGGUACAAUGUGACAAUGCUUGUUAAAAUGGAUUUUAGUGAAUUAAUCAGAGUGGAUCCCCACCUUUUGAAUCAUUCACGCCUGUUACACUCCAUGAUUACUGGAGCGUUACAGCCCUUGAAUGCCUCUGUGUAUCAUAUCCAGAGUAACCAUGCAGAAAUAUAUGCUGGGACAGUCGCCUCUCAGGUUCUCACUGGACUGCAUCAACAGGCUCCACUAGUGGAUGUGUCUUCUUCCUUGAAGGACAUUGUGAAGCGUGUGUAUGAAGUGAUUGACACAGAUGUGCAAGAUGUCAAUGAAUGUUCCUAUGCUGAAUUCAAUGCUUGUCCUAAGAAAGACACCUGUGUAAAUCUGGAGGGUUAUUACAGCUGCAACCCUGAGCAUGAACAUGGUGAUGUCAGUCCUCACCAGAUGAACACAAGAAAGGAAGGCAUAGUAGCAUCUAUUCCAAGUGCAGCGUUGGAUCCCAGUAACACUAGCAAUAGCUCUCAGUCUAUAAGUAAUUCAACUCUCUUGUCCAUGACUAACCAAUCUGCUGAGGCUGGAUGCUAUCCUCCUUCAAUUAGAAACCACCGAAUCUUCAGCGUUACCAGCAGCAGUUUUGAAAUGUCUUGGCACAUCACUUCUGCUCUGAACUAUACUUUCCAAGUCCAAGUGUUGAAGGACAAGGAGAUUGUACAAAACCUGAAGACAGAGGAAAUGAAAAUGGAUGUGUCUGGACUGGAAGCAGGUGUGAUGUAUUCAGUAGAGCUCAGCUAUGAAACAUGUGGAAAAAACAGCAUCUCCCAUCAAAAUGUUAAAACAGAGGCCAAGAUAUUUGGUAUCACUAUGAGGAUCCUGAACUACAACUUCACUGAAGAUUUCUAUGAUGCCAGUAGUUCGGCAUAUCAAGAAUUUUCAAGACUGUUGUUUACAGAGAUUGAAAAUUCAUUUCCACCCAACAUUUCUGGCUUAUACAAAUCUGGGAAGCUGAAAGUGCAAAUUGAAUCUCUGGAAGCUGGAAGUAUCGUUGUGAGGCUCAGAAUCACUGUACAGGAUCCCGAGUUUCUGGCUGAUGCCUCUACAUUUGCCCCAAUGCUUUCUUACCUGUACAAUGGUUCUAGGCUUUUCGUGGAUCAACAAAACACCGCAGUAGAAGACUGGGAUGAAUGCGCUUCUCAAUCUGAGAAUGACUGCUCCGUGUUUGCAGAGUGCAUCAAUUUGAUGGGCUCAUACCUGUGUCGAUGCAAGACAACCAUGGACACCAAUCCAUCCCAACCUGGAAGAAACUGUGAAGGUGAAAUUGUGAACCCCCUUACUGAAACGAUGGCCCCCGAAGUAACAGGCACCACAGAGAUUGCUCCUGAAAUAAGCACUGCAGCCUCUGCUUCCCCGGCCGUCACUGAGAUGGAGGUCGUAGCUGCUGUAGGCUCCAAGAUGAGCACUACUGUCCGUGUCCCUGCUGUACUGCCCCUGAGUGACAACCAAGCACCCUACAGCCAUUCUCCCACCAAUGCUCCUCCAGCCACUUGGAAAAAAGGCCUGUCAUCACAGAUUGGCUUUGGCAGGGAAAACAGCUCCAUGGCCAUGCAGGCCACAGCCAGAGAGGAAGUGGUUGUGACCACAGAGCAGCAGGCAGCUCUAAGUCUGUCUCAGCAAAGCUUGGUGGGAGAGGCUUCCCGUGAUGCAUUGCAACAAGUGGCUGCUCUUACAAAUGCACCCACAGGCAUGGCUGGGCAAGAGCAACUCAGUUCCCAAUUGCCAGUAUUAUCAAAUCAAACGGCCUCCACUACUACGGGAAGACAUGCAGCUUUUGGUGUGCCUGAAGUAAGCUCUCAGGGUGGCCCCAGUACAACGCUGCUGGUCACAGGAGAUGCUGGAGUUCUUGCUCUCAAUACCACUCUCAGAAUACAUGUAGAGACAGAAAGGAGCAACAGCUCUUCAUCUGAGAAAUAUUUUGGAAUCCUGGGGUCACCAGCUUUGCCAGACUUCUCUCAGGCUUCCAGCCCAACGCCAGGCUCUGCCAUGGACUGCACUGUCCAGAAACUUAAUGGAAUGGUGCGGAUAACAAAUGUGAAAUACUCUCUGGACUUCAGCAAUACAAGCAGCGAGGAAUAUCAAAAGUUUGCACAGCUUUUUGUUGAUGAAGUACAUAAAUCUCUCUCCCCUGAGCUCUUUCUGAAAAUGGAUACCGGUCUGAUUAAAGUGUUGAUAACUAGCAUCACUAAUGGGAGCACAGUAGUAAGUUUCAAUUUACUGAUUGCAGAAGAUGUGGAUAUCUACUACAUCAUCACAGCUUUUCAUGAUGCCUUUGAACACAACUCCUAUUUCACAGUUGACAAGAGCAGUCUCUCCAUAAAUGAUUAUGAUGAGUGCACAAGGGAAGAAGAUGACUGCUCCCCAGAUGCGUCAUGUCAUAACACACUUGGGUUUUAUGAGUGCAGCUGCAAUGAAGGAUUUGCUGAUGUGUACCCAGAAAAGCCUGGAAGAAACUGUGAAGCACUUCCUGUCCACCAGGAGGCAACAAUGAUGGAUAAGAAACCUGUACACAACACAGUUUUGCCUGUGCCAUCUCUGCAGACUUCGACUCAUGUUUCAUCCCCUGCUGCAUUGGACUCCUCUACUAUGAGGCACAAAGGUCUGGACAAUACCAUCCUCUCCAGUCUGGUGGUGCCUCAUUUCACCACAGAUCCGAUGUUAACUCCUGACUUUUCUCCUCAAACAUCUUCUCUCCCCUUUGUUAAACCUGCCCGGGAGAUUUCCAUUAAAGAUGCAGUGGGAGUGUUCUGUGAAAUCGAGAAGAUAGUCCUUACCAUCCAGAAGAGAUUUUUACAGCAGGAAUCGAUCCCCGAAUCCUCCCUCUACCUGGGGGAGCCUUGCUGCAACGUGAGCAUCAGCAAUGGCACUCAUGUUGUACUGCAGGCAGGCUGGGGCGACUGUGGCAUUGAAGUCGAGACGAAUGUGACUAAUACUGUAGUGAAAACAAUACUUCGGAAUGACAUUUCUGCUCAGGGAGUAGUCCACCACUUAAAAGUUGCCAGUCCAAUUCACUGUGUGUUUCAAAAUGAUCUCUUGACUUCAUCUGGAUACACUGCAGAAGGAAUUUACACCAUUUUUGAGGAUUUACAUGGAUCUGGACACUUCAGAACAGAAAUGCAGUUGUUCAUUGGAAACUCCCCAAUACCUAAAAAUUUCAGUGUCUCUGCCAGUGACGAUGUACUGAUUGAAGUGGGGAUCCACAGGGAGAACACCAAGCUCAAAGUGGUACUCACUGACUGCUGGGCAACUCCAACUAAUAAUUCAGUGGAUCCUCUCUCAUUCACUUUUAUCAACAACAGCUGUCCCAUCCCAAACACGUACACCACACUGCUAGAGAAUGGGAAUUCAAGUAAAGCACAGUUUAAACUGAAAAUUUUUUCCUUUGUCAACAAUUCUGUGGUUUACCUACACUGCAAAGUUCGUAUUUGUAUGGAGACACCAGAAAGUACCUGCAGGACGAGAUGUCGUGGUGUUCGAUCCCUGAAAACUGGUGAAACCAUUGCUACCCACAGGACAUCCUGGGGACCCCUAUGUAAAUCUGCUGCAUCUGAUUCAAAGGGAGAGAAGGAGGCUGGGCUAGGAGUUGGAUACAUCAUCGUUAUUGUCAUUGCUGCAUUUGUUUUUGUGCUGGGAGUUGCAAGCCUUUUCAUUUUCCGGUACCAGCAAAAGACAGGAAGAUACAAUUUCAGAAUCAAGUCUGACAACUUCAGCUACCAAGUGUUUUACAAUUAGCUGUUUUCAAGUUAUCAGAUAUGGAUCAUGUCUCAUCACAUAGAGAAGAGCAGCUUGUCUUCAGUCAGCAUUUGGCUUUUAUUAUUCUUCAUGAUAGUAGUCACAACUGGUUGCAACACUGACUCUUGCAAGUUAAUGUCAUGUAUUAAAGGAUUCUGUUUCCCUCUGAUUUUUCUGGCAGUCUGGCUUUUCCCUGGUGUCCUGAUAAAUAUUUGUGACUGCAGCUCUAGACUGAAGUGAGCUUGUUUGGCAGUUUUUCCAUGGAAAAAAAUAAAAGGGAAAAAGAAAAGACUUCAUGGUUCUCUACUCACGUUCCACUGUCUGGCUCUCCCACUGUGUCAUGUUGCAAUGUGCCCUUCUUGUAUUACUUGUGCGUAUGACUAUUGACAAGCUGAUGUUUCUAUAAAUACUCCAGGAAGUAAAUCAGCAAAGCCUUGGAAAGAGCUCCUUUUCAAUUUGGAAUUCACCUGUUUACUUAGGGCGAGGUUGAAGCCCUGAGCUGCAGUGAUGCUGAAGACCUAGCUGUACAACGCCUUAAGUAUACGGAAGCUGAAGAACAAGUAGUAGACUUGCCAGCAGAUAAAGAACAGACACCAUGAAUCUGAGGCUUAAUCUGCCCCAAGUAUUCUUCAUCAUGAGUUUUGAGAGGAGAAGGGGAAAAAGAAAGCUAUUUGUGCUACUGGGAGCCCGUAUUUUUCCAGAUAAUUAUUGGUAACUAUUUAGUUUGUUGAAGUAGGCCAGAAUGACUGUGCAAUUGAGCUCCAGAGUGUAUUGCCCAUUGAAGCGAGGGCACUCCAAUUGCAACAGAAUAAAUAUAAAUUUGAGCUGUAUUUUGACUGGCUGCGAGAUCCCACUGUUAGUGUAGCAGCAAGGGUUCAGUUUACAUGCUUCAUUGGAUACAACAGCAAUCUGUUUGUUCAGCUGGAUAACCUGGAACAAAAAGUCAUGCAAUUUCCUCCAAUAGUCCCCUUUUCCUGACAGCUUUACUUUACAACUACUGCAAUGCUAUUUUCCCUUUAUAAAAAAAACAGUUUUACAGAGGUUUUUUUUAUUUCUUCCUUUUUUGUUCUUGCUCAGCUGCUCACACUUCAGCUGUGUCCUAGACUUGCUGCUUAAGCCACCCUCUGCCAUGACCCAUUAAUGAAAUGAUGAUAAGAAUUUAAUUGCAAUAUAUGUUUCUAAUAGCAAGGGAAGCUGCUCCUCUAUGUUUCAGAGGGAAGGGCCUAGACUGUCACUUUGCAAAGGAAAAGAAAGUUCAUGCCUAGCAUAAGUAAGCAGGGUGCUGCAUGGUCUUGCAGAGCUUGGCCUAAGCCAUGGCACUCCAAACCUAAAGGUGCUGUCAGAUUUGUGCUGCAAGACACCUGCAAAGGGCGGCAGAGCUGGCAAAGGUCUGCUAUUGCUGUGAAUCUUCAGACCAGUCUUUGACACGACAAGCAGCUCCCGCAGGACUCCUCGCCGGGAUGUGCUUCUCCCCUCUGCCGCCGCAAGCCUCCAAUUUAGUGAGUGUUUGGGAAGAUGGAGAAGAAAGCAGCAUGGUAAUUUGCCACCACAGCCAGCAGGUUCUGAUAGCUACGUGCUCUGCUCCAAUAUGGUGGUUUAGUCUGCUAUGUCUGGGUCAAAUAUAAUUCAGUAAUUUACAGUGAACAAGCUCAUCCCUCUUUAAACGCAAUAGACACCAUUAUUUCAAUGGAAAUUAGCCAUAAACCUGAACUCACAAAUACUCUUUGGAACCAUAGCAUUUAGGUACUGAUUUAUUAGUGUGGAGUGGUAGUCUGGGAAAUCUUUAUCUUUUUUAUCUGCUUAAUCUAAUUUCUGUUAGGUACUAAGAUUACUGGUUAAGGGACUUGGCCUACAUUUUGCAAAAGAUCAGACUAAUUGAUCUUUGGGAUCAUGUAUGCCUUUAAAAUCCAUAAAUAAAUUUCAAAAUAAUCAUUUGUAUUUUGCUUUUGAUUCAAGCGGUUCUCAAAGGAGAAAACUUUGUGACUUGUGUUUUCCUUGCUGAAAUGACAGUGCCCAGAUCCUGAUAUAAAAAUCCCUUUCAUUACAAUUCAUUAGUGAAGCUACAAUUUAUUUAUUUUUGCAGUCUUAAAGUUUGAUUGACAUAAACAUAAACUUUUUAUUUUGUAGGAGUGUAUUCACUUUUGCUCAGUUUGCUCUUGAAUGCACAAUGUAUUGGCCUUCUGGACACAAUUAAUGGGUAAACUAUUUUACUAUAAUAUUUUUCUAGUUUGUAGUACUUAAAAUCUUCAGCUUCUUGAAAGUGACAGGACUAGAGCUUUGCCUGUUCAUUUCAAUGGAGCUAUGUAAUUUACCAAAGGUGAGCAUUAGUCCUCAGAUUUAAAUGCAAAGCAGUAGCUCGCAUGUGAUACCUUGCAUGCUCAGGAGAAACUGCCAUUGUGAAUAUCAGAGUCUGUGUAGCUCAGUUGUGGUGUCUUAAUAAAAGCACUCCCUAAGCUUA